GACGGAGGAGCCACAGCAGACUCUUGAGUUCUUCUUGAAUUGCCAGUUUUCAGCCUCCUCAUGCCUCCGUCUCCUUUAGACGACAGGGUAGUAGUGGCACUAUCUAGGCCCGUCCGACCUCAGGAUCUCAACCUUUGUUUAGACUCUAGCUAUCUUGGCUCUGCCACUCCAGGCAGCAAUAGACACCGUCCUGUCAUCGCCACCACAGUCGUGUCCCUCAAGGCUGCGAAUCUGACGUAUAUGCCCUCAUCCAGCGGCUCUGCCCGCUCCCUGAAUUGUGGAUGCAGCAGUGCCAGCUGCUGCACUGUGGCAACCUACGACAAGGACAAUCAGGCCCAAACCCAAGCCAUCGCUGCUGGCACUGCCACCACCGCCAUUGGAACCUCUACCACCUGCCCUGCUAACCAGAUGGUCAACAACAAUGAGAAUACAGGCUCUUUAAGUCCAUCAGGUGGGGUGGGCAGCCCUGUGUCAGGGACCCCCAAGCAGCUAGCCAGCAUCAAAAUAAUCUACCCCAAUGACCUGGCAAAGAAGAUGACCAAAUGCAGCAAGAGUCACCUGCCAAGCCAGGGCCCUGUCAUCAUUGACUGCAGGCCCUUCAUGGAGUACAACAAAAGUCACAUCCAAGGAGCUGUCCAUAUUAACUGUGCCGAUAAGAUCAGCCGGCGGAGACUGCAGCAAGGCAAGAUCACUGUUCUAGACUUGAUUUCCUGUAGGGAAGGCAAGGACUCUUUCAAGAGGAUCUUUUCCAAAGAAAUUAUAGUUUAUGAUGAGAAUACCAAUGAACCGAGCCGUGUGAUGCCCUCCCAGCCGCUUCACAUAGUCCUCGAGUCCCUGAAGAGAGAAGGCAAAGAACCUCUGGUGUUGAAAGGUGGACUUAGUAGUUUUAAGCAGAACCAUGAAAACCUCUGUGACAACUCCCUCCAGCUCCAAGAGUGCCGGGAGGUGGGGGGCGGUGCAUCUGCGGCCUCGAGCUUGCUACCUCAGUCUGUCCCCACCACCCCUGACAUCGAGAAUGCAGAGCUGACGCCCAUCCUGCCCUUCCUGUUCCUUGGCAAUGAGCAGGACGCUCAGGACCUGGACACCAUGCAGCGGCUGAACAUUGGCUAUGUCAUCAACGUCACCACUCACCUUCCCCUCUACCACUACGAGAAAGGUCUCUUCAACUACAAGCGGCUGCCGGCCACCGACAGCAACAAGCAGAACCUGCGGCAGUACUUUGAAGAGGCUUUUGAGUUCAUUGAGGAAGCUCAUCAGUGUGGGAAGGGGCUUCUCAUCCACUGCCAGGCCGGAGUGUCCCGCUCUGCCACCAUUGUCAUCGCCUACCUGAUGAAGCACACACGGAUGACCAUGACUGAUGCUUACAAAUUUGUCAAAGGCAAACGACCAAUUAUUUCUCCAAAUCUUAACUUCAUGGGGCAGUUGCUGGAGUUUGAGGAAGACCUAAACAAUGGUGUGACGCCACGCAUCCUUACGCCAAAGCUGAUGGGUGUGGAGACGGUCGUGUGACCGUGCUCAGGGUGGAAAGGAUUGCUGCUCUCCUUUGGGGGGCAAAAAAGGAAGGAGGAUGGGUUCUGGGUCCCCCCCCCUUUUUUUUUCCUUUUUUUUUAGUUGGGGGUAAAGUUUGUGAAUGGAAACAAACUUGUUUAAAGACUUUAUUUUUAACAAGUGUGAGAAGACUAUAACUUUUGAUGCCAUUGAGAUUUACUUCCCACAAACUGACAAAGCAGGGAGGUUCAAGAGGUCAUUUUUUUUUUUAAAGCCAACAAUGAAAAUAUAAUAAAACUUGUUUCUCCCCCUUUUCCUUUUAAGCUUUUUGUAGAGUUUAUGACUAAAUAGUCUGUGCAGGUUCAUAGACCUAAGAUCCCAUAUACACCAUUUUAAAAGAACCAAAAGUAAGUAGAAAAGACAUUGGAUCAUGAGGACCUAGGAGCCUACCUGGGCCAUCCAUAUAGGAAAUAAAAACCCCACCCAACCAAGCCCUGCUGUGCUCCUUGGUGCAGAGAGAAGAUCAGGGCAGCUUGAGUGGUCUAAGAAACCUUCGCGUAUUCUUUAAAGAAAUAGAGAAUAGUGUUUUAUGCUCUGGACUUUUCUUUCCCCCCGCUCUCUGGGUUGAAGAAACUUUUUGAAACAACAACAAGGAACGACUGACCACUAUACCAUAGGCCUUCACUGGCUCUUGUGCAAUAAUAUGGUGUUUUGAGUGUGCAAACAAGUUUAGAGCUGGCAAGUGAAUGAUAGACAAAUAGUGCAAAAUUGCCAGCUUGGAGGUAGAAAGAAAUUCAACAAAACCAAUUACUUUCCUUCCCACCUUUUCCUUUUUUUUUUUUUUUUGGGUUUUAUUCUGGUUAUAGUGCCAUAAACCUUGUUACAUAUGGUAUAUAGAAUGUAAAAAAAAAAAAAAUGACAAAAAUUUAUUUAAAAAUAUUUUUCGCAAAAAAAAAGCAAAAACAAACUUUGUGUGUUUCUGUUGAUUGUGUAAAAAUUUAUUUUCAUUAUAUAAAUGAAACUCAUUCUGAGACGUGUCGUUUUUGCCCACUCUUUUUUUACUUCAACUCAGGAUUAAGCCUCUGUUACCUCUGGAAGCUUGUACAUAUGACAUAAUUAAAAGCACAUGUUUUGACAUAGGGAAGGGAGAUGAGGGUGUGAAGCAGAGAAUCUUCGAGGAAGCUAAAGAUCUCCAGGGUUGAUGUGCCCAGUUAUGAAUGCCCUCCAUUCCCUAUUAUCCUCUCCUGUCAUCCUCAUCCAUAAGUAUAAUUCCUCUUACAUUGUGGAAGCCCUAGUUAAGGUGACCUCAAGAAUGUGAGCAUUCUCAUCAGCCUUCGAGCCUUGACAACCAAAUCACUGCCUGAUGGGUUAGAAGUCAGUGAUCUCCCAAUGGCUAAUCGAUAACUGUUUGUGACAAUCUGCCAUUUCUGUCUCCAAAGUCCUCAUUGCCUUCAUUGCCACUUAUUCAAUUGACAUCUUUGGUGGCAUUCACCAGAUAGUGCAUUUGCAGCAGGUUUUUUGUCCCCUAGUCUUAGCAAAUCAGACUCAGUUUUGCAAGCACAGCUUACCUAUAGCAGCACUUAGUUAAUGUAUCACAGGGUUAUCAAUCCACAGACAGGUGGGGGUAGGGGAAGAAUACAAUCCAAACAUUUCCUGUUUCACUGAAGUAUAGGUCUAGAGAGACUUAGCCACAGGAAAGAUUUGCAACAAACUGAAAUUUUCCAGGUCUGAGUUAGAGUUGAAGAAUUCUGGCAUGUCUCAUGCUACGUGACUAUAUUUGACAUAAAUAUUUUUUGUGAACAUUUGCUUACAAAUGUUAUGACAAUAUUUUUUUAUGUUUAUUUUUAAUAGAUUUCUGCUUAAAGUGUUUGAGUUUUUUCUUUUAUUAAAAGUAGAGCUUGAAUUUAACAGGAAUUAACAGCUACUUGAGAUUAUUUUAAUUUAAUGUAAAGUGUUAAUCAAUUAAAAUCUGUUACAGUAUUUUCUACUCUUUACAAUUCAUUAGCAGGCUAUUUUCUUGAUGUUGGAGCAUAUUUAAGGAGUAAGCUUUUGAUACAUAAUUGAUGAUUUAAAAUUUGUAGCAAUUUAUCAGACUCUUUUUAAAUCCAAAUGUUAAAUUUC
Ictidomys tridecemlineatus (thirteen-lined ground squirrel) is the source of this 3609-nucleotide messenger RNA. It is a transcript of the gene Dusp10, whose product is annotated as dual specificity phosphatase 10. Gene Ontology annotation, biological process: negative regulation of JUN kinase activity; peptidyl-tyrosine dephosphorylation. Lineage: Eukaryota; Metazoa; Chordata; Mammalia; Rodentia; Sciuridae. Gene Ontology annotation, molecular function: MAP kinase tyrosine phosphatase activity; MAP kinase tyrosine/serine/threonine phosphatase activity; protein tyrosine/threonine phosphatase activity. Gene Ontology annotation, cellular component: cytosol; cytoplasm. The record is from RefSeq and is a predicted model, not a curated record.